CUUCCUGUUUCUGAUAAACGAGUUAGCGAUGCUGCUGUCACUAUUCCUUAUUUCUCUCUCUGUGGGACUCAACUCUGCCACCUGGUACUCGGUCACUGUGAAAACCUCCAGUUUGGCGCACAGUGGAACAGACAGUGCUAUUGACCUGAAGAUCCUCGGGGAACGAGGCGCCGUAUCAAGUCAGCUGGAUAACAGCGGACACAAUGAUUUCCAGACAGGUCACACUGACAAAUACUCGCUGCAACUAGGGGAGGUAAUGCUGAUACAGGGACUGGAACUGAGUAUAAGGGGCUCUGACGCAUUCCUCUUUGACUGGGUGAGUGUGAGGUCCCAGACCUUCAGAGAGACCAGGUACUUUUACAACGUGAAGAAGCAGGUACUGUCAGGUGACUUGGAUGAGGGUGUUACCAAGGUGACACUGUCCUUCCAGGGAGACAUGACCUACACUGUGACCACUGUAACUGGUACUGUUGCUAAUGCGGGCAGCAGCAGUAUCGGGCUCAGUAUGAUGCUGGAGGGGGAGAACGGAGAGUUUGCUUACACCAGCUACAUUGACCCGAAAGAGGGGAGUUUUAAAGAAGGAGUAUUUGAUGAGUUUGUGCUGGGAAACAUGCCUGAUAUGGGAACUGUGAAGUGUGUGACGUUGAAGGCUGAUGAGAGUGAUGCGUGGUAUUUUGAUGUCAUUGCUGUGGAAAAGAAGGGUGGGAGACCCGUCCUCUUCGAGAACACAUACCAGACAUUUUUGUCUGCAGAUUCUUCUGAGGGCAUGACCAGCAUGAAACUCUGUGCUUAGGAGAUAAUGUGUAACGCUCUUUGACGGACUUCUUCAUGAUUCGUGAUUUAUUUC
Bolinopsis microptera is the source of this 847-nucleotide messenger RNA. RefSeq lists its product as uncharacterized. Gene Ontology annotation, molecular function: protein binding. The transcript has a single exon. NCBI's taxonomy places the organism in Eukaryota, Metazoa, Ctenophora, Tentaculata, Lobata, Bolinopsidae. The record is from RefSeq and is a predicted model, not a curated record. Bases 29 to 793 code for a protein of 254 amino acids.